CCCCAUCAUGCACAGCUCCUCCCCAUGCACGCCAGCCCCCAUAAAAGCGUCGACGUGGGUGACUGAUGGCAUUCACCACUCCUUCUGUUCUCAGAUCACGAAAAGGCUCUGCAUUGCAGGGAAAUCUUUCUUCACAGCAAGAUGUCUUGCUACGACCUGUGCCCACCAAAAACCAGCGUGGCCGUGCCCCAGCCCAUCGCUGAGAGCUGCAACGAGCUGUGCGCGCGCCAGUGCCCCGACUCAACGGCCUUCAUCCAGCCACCGCCCGUCGUCGUCACCUUCCCCGGCCCCAUCCUCAGCUCCUUCCCCCAGCAAGCCGUGGUGGGCUCCUCCGGAGCACCCGCCUUUGGGGGCUCCUUGGGACUGGGGGGCCUCUAUGGCGCCGGGGCCACUCAGGGCUCGGGGGGCCUCUGCACCUUUGGCAGACCCUACGUGUCUCCUGCCUGCAGCCCCUGCCCCUUGCCCCGCUACAGCAGGAAGCUGUGGGACACCUGUGGGCCCUGCUAAAUUCAGAUUUAUAACUUCUCUUCUUUCUUCAUCCUGUAUGCCAAUUUGUAAUGCCUACUUUGUCUUCUAUGGCCCUGAACUGGGCCCUGUGCUGGCCACUGCCUCGAAGAUGCCUCCAGAAACGCUUUUUCUGAAGCCCUAGGCACCUCCUUCCUGCCUAGGACUCUACUACAUCUUUGAUGUUGUGUCCUUUCCUGUCUUUACAAUAAAAUAAGCCUGCAUCCAA
Molecule: messenger RNA, 733 nt
Organism: Gallus gallus (chicken)
Lineage: Eukaryota; Metazoa; Chordata; Aves; Galliformes; Phasianidae
Gene: CBP2Q1C
Product: scale keratin-like
Exons: 2
Coding region: 142-507 (121 amino acids)
Cellular component (GO): intermediate filament
Molecular function (GO): structural constituent of cytoskeleton
Source: RefSeq, a predicted model, not a curated record